AUGGAGCCCUCAGAGGGUAGUUUUAGUAGGUUGUUCGCCACUGAUCCUAGAAAUCAAAGAGCAGAUAACACAAGUUUGCAGCACAUGCCAAAUUUCACACCCAACACUUUCAACCAAAAUCAGUUCUCUACCCCACCAGCACCAUUCAACAAUUCCCAUUAUCCCCAGCAUAGUCAAUCUACUCAUGCCAUGCACAGCUUGAAUCCCUUUGGUGGUGUAGGCAACCUCCAACAGUAUGCCCAGUUUUCACCAAGUUAUCAAGGUUUUCAGCCACUACCCAACUUUGACUUCCCAGGUGGAAUGUUUGUAGGUUCUGCUGGUGGUGCAUCUUCACAUGGCUCAGAUUCAGCAACCCCGCAAUCGCAAAUAAGAGAGCCACAAAAAGAUGAAGAUAAGGAAGAUUCAAGCGCCAGCAGCCCAGAUGAAGGAAGGAGGACUGUGAGAAUUAAUUACAACGAGGAUGAGAACAAACGCCUUGUAAGUCUUUGGAUUAAGCAUUCAGUAGAUCCAAUUCGUGGUACAGAUCAUAGUAGAGAGGCCUACUGGAACAAGAUAGUAGAAGCAUACAAUUCGGGCCAGCCUGAAGGUGCAAGAAGAAGGUCAAAGGGACAGCUGAAAGGCCAUUGGGGAAGAAUUAAUGCAGCUUGUACCAAGUUCAAUGGGGUCUAUGGUCGAAUGACCUACUGCAGUGGGGAAUCUGAUGACAUGCUGAUGGAGAAAGCACGUGCUACAUACAAAAGAGAAAACAAGCAAAAGCCAUUUACACUUGAAUAUGUCUGGAAGAUUCUGAGGAAGCAACCCAAAUGGUAUAGAACUCUACCUGGUAUGGAUUGUUCAGAGAAGAACAAAAGGAUAAAAGUAGAUGAAUCUGGAGCAUACACUUCAUCUUCCAACCAAGACACAGAAGAAGGGGAAACAUUCCAAGAAGUGCGCCUAGAGGGGCAGAAGAAAGCAAAAGCUAGGAUGAAAGGAAAGGGAAAGGGAAAGGCGAUUGCACAAUCUCCCCUAGGCUCGCAGCCAGAUGAAGACAUGGUUUUGUUUCACGAUGCUAUGUUGAAGAGAGCAAGUGCACUAGAGAAAAUAGCAGAAGCAUCAAAGGAGCAGGUUAGAAUGGACAAGGUAAAAAACUACAUGCAACAGUUGGAUAAGGAUACUUCGAACAUGAGUCCAGCAAUACUGAAGCUGCAUGAACAACUCUUGGAGAAUCUAGCCAAGGAAUUAUUUCCAUCUUCAGACAACUAA
Miscanthus lutarioriparius is the source of this 1242-nucleotide messenger RNA. The record is from the annotation of a GenBank genome assembly. NCBI's taxonomy places the organism in Eukaryota, Viridiplantae, Streptophyta, Magnoliopsida, Poales, Poaceae.